This is a messenger RNA of Theobroma umbraticum, 1297 nucleotides long. NCBI's taxonomy places the organism in Eukaryota, Viridiplantae, Streptophyta, Magnoliopsida, Malvales, Malvaceae. The record is from RefSeq and is a predicted model, not a curated record.
GUUAUGUUUGCCUGGAACAAAGCAGUACCAAAAACUAGAGAAACAAAAGGGCAAUUCUAUUUCUUGUUUCUCUGCUGGUUGGCUACUUUUGAUUAGAUAUCUAGCUUAGAUUUAGGCCACUAUCAUCAACAUCUUCAUCAUCAUCAUCAUCAUCAUGGCUUCGUCAAACAGACACUGGCCUAGCAUGUUCAAAUCCAAGCCCUGCAACACCCACCACCAAUGGCAGCCUGACAUCAAUCCCUCUCUCAUGUCAAGUGGUUGCCACAGAGCCCCAUACUCCUCAGGAUGUGAAGAGCGUAGUCCUGAACCUAAACCAAGAUGGAACCCAAAACCUGAACAAAUUCGCAUACUGGAAGCCAUAUUCAACUCCGGAAUGGUUAACCCACCAAGGGAUGAGAUAAGGAAAAUCAGAGCUCAAUUGCAGGAGUAUGGCCAAGUAGGUGAUGCCAAUGUGUUCUACUGGUUCCAGAACAGAAAAUCGAGAAGCAAACACAAGCUGCGCAACCUCCAAAAUUCUAAACAACAAUCCCAGCAAAACCAACAAACCCAGCAAACUCGUCCAAUGACAAAUAUUACCACCAUCACUGCACCUUCUUCUUCCUCAUCCUCUUCAGAGAAAUCUUCACCAAAAGGAGCUAAUAAGAGUACUCUCUCCAUGAGUUCUCCAAAUGUCAUCGAUGUUUCCAACUCUCCAACUGCUUCUGUGAACCAGGCCUACUUUCAUCAGCCCCAAAACGAGUUCUUGAACGAACCCUUUUUCUUUCCUGUGCAACAGGCUGCUGCAGGAAACGGAUUUACGCAAGGGUUUGGCUUCUUUGAGCUAAAUAAUAUGGUUCAAGUUCCUGAACAACCAGUUGGACCCUGUACAAGUCUUUUGUUGAGUGAGAUAUUGCACAAUGGUGCAUCAAAGAAAGCACAUGAAGAAAAGAUGAAGAUGCAGCUCCAGCUUAACUACACUGGUUUCACUGCUCCUAGUACUCACACAAUUUCUCCUCUCACUGCUUCCACCACUGCUACUAUAACUGUUCCAUCUAAUAUCAACCACGUUCAAGGUGUAGGGGAAUUGGGUGUAGUGGGCCCCGGCGGUGCGGCUAGAUCGACGGUGUUUAUCAAUGAUGUGGCCUUUGAGGUGGCCGCUGGGCCCUUCAACGUGCGGGAGGCUUUCGGUGAUGAUGCUGUCUUGAUCCAGUCCUCCGGUCAACCUGUUCUCACAAGCGAGUGGGGUGUAACGUUGCAGCCUCUUCAACAUGGUGGAUUUUACUAUCUGGUGCGCUCAUCAAUCCCCUUCGCCGUAUAA